UUCUAGUCGGAAAUGGAAUCAAAUACUGAGUCUACAAAUGUUACACCAUCGUUAUGACUAGAGAAAUGACCGAGAAGAAUCAAGAUCGCGUCUCCGAGUACGGUGCAAGUCACAGGUACUUCGCGGGCGCACGUCCUGACUAGCGCGGGCCACGUUCUUGCUACUCUCCGCGUCCACAUCGCGACGCGAUUCUCACGGCCCUCUCUGCAUACUCGCUUCGAGUCCAGCCUCAUCCCGACCUUUCCUCUCUUCUUUCUUCUAUUCUGCUCCUCUAAUUUCACAAUCCUGUUUCUCUACACGGACUUAUUUUCCCCCCUCAUGCACUCAUAGUCCAAUUCGACCAUGUCCGACCCGGAGCUUUCAGUGGCGGCCCCGUCCUCACCGUCACUACCGGCCGCCGACUCCAAUGCCUUGACCUACGCCUUCUUGGUACACUCCCAGAAAACCCUGACACAAAAUUUACCUCCACGAGUCGACAACAAGUUGCUCGCUCGUCAAAAGCGGCGUCGGACGAGCCCGGAGGACCAUGCCAUCUUAGAAGCCGAGUACCAAAUCAAUCCAAAGCCGGACAAGGUUGCCCGCACACAUAUUGUGAAUCGCGUCUCGCUGGGCGAGAAAGAGGUACAGAUUUGGUUCCAGAAUCGCCGCCAGAACGACAGGAGGAAAAUGAAACCUCUCCAGCCUCACGAGCUGCUUGCACCGCGCUCAAGUAUGUCCGACUCGUCGGGUCACCCAGCAAGUGAUGAUAACGCGUCCGCGGAACCGGGGUCGUCGAGUGGGGCGGAGCAGGUUGAGAGCCAGGAACGACCGGAGGAAUUACCACCAAAAUCCUGGGGUGGGGAUCUGUUGCAGUUGUCUGAUGAAUCUGAUCCGAUUAUGGGCGAGAAAUAUGAGAUGGACACGAUGUUGCAGAGCACGCAGACUAGUGUGGCCACGGAUGUUAUUGAAGAGACCCCGCCAACCACGCAGGAGGAGUUUUAUGGCGCCGAUUCACAACAAAGUCUGAAUGAAUUAUCACCGGAGGAGUCGCUGCAAGUUCCCAAGCGGAAACGGUCCAUGUCGGAUCUUCGGGGAGAGGAAGCGAGCGAGCAGCCCGCGGUGCAUAUACAUACCACACCUGUGAAAUCACCACCCUCGCUGCGUUUGUCGCUAUCCUUCGAUGGCGAGGCCAUGGUGCGGAAGGAGGAUGAGAUGACGCCGUCGCCGCCCAAGGGUCGGAACUCACUGCGGAUCGCAAUGUCCUCGGAUGGCAAAGCUGUGAUCCGUGGAGAGAACGAACCUUCCCCAUCCAAGAACCGCGUGGCCAUGUUCUCUGUCCGUCGGCCUAAGAUAUCAGGCUUGCGUCGCAGCAGCAGUGCUAUCUUCCCGGCCACGCCGCGGGCCGGCAUGACCGAGAACGAUCGAGUCUUCGGUCGCUCUCGCGACCCUCGAAACUGGGAGUCUGCCUUUGACACAGAUGCACGAAGUGCCCUGUCCACCCCAAUGUCCUCUCAAACAGCCCCCACCUCUUCCCCGGGACUCUUCCAGUCACGCAGCCAGCGCUCUCUGACCCGGAGUGCAUCGCAACGGCAUAGCCUGGUCUCGGUGCAUGCCGACUCGGCUCGUACGCCGAUCUCUCAAUCAAUGGGAGAGAAAAGGCGAAAACUCUCUCGGACCGUCUCAUCUCUUGGCAGGUUAGAGACGGAGCGGAAUCGGGGGUCUCCCUAUCAAGUAUCCAAACUGUCCAAAAACAUGAUAUCCAAGUCUGGCAAGCAAGAUUUUGAGCUCGAUCCCGGUGAUUCCGACAAGGAGAAUUGGAUCCCAGGCACUCGCUCCACACAAAGUCGUCGGCGUACCACCUCACACGUCCCGCGACCCGUUCUGCGUGAUGCCAACCGCAAAAGCGGCAUCGUGUCCGGUAGCAAACGCAAUCGGCAAUACCCAUCCGGAGUUCAGGGUAAAGCAGGCCCCGAUCUGAGCGCAGAAGUAUCAGCAUUCAUGGUUGGCGGUGCCGGCGGCAGUCAAGAAGAUGACUUGGACUGUGUCCAAGGUCUUCUGUCCCUCAGUCAAGGGGCAUGGCGAUAAGACCCGAUAAAAGAAGGGCGAGAAAGAGCCCAUGUGUCGAGGUCAAUGUCAUUUACCAAUCACCAAUUCCCCUUGUUCUCAUCCAUUUCCUUUGUUCACUUUCACAUCUUUUUCUUUGUCACUUUGUCUUCAUGACUUUUCGCAAUGUGUGCUUGCAAGCGGUCUUUGCCACAUCUGUCACGUGAACCCCAUGAAUCCCUUGUUUCCAAGGUCGGUCUGGCAUCCUGUCAAGGCAGUUGCCCUUUUUUAUGUUUCUCCUGUACUCCUGCGUUGCUUGCUUCGAGUUUUUCCUCCCCUGUUUUCGGAGUGAAUUCCGACCCUGCGGUAGUCUCGAAGAUGUGGAUUAAAGGAGGUGAUGUGUCUGACGGCGGGGUGCGGAUUGCGGGAGAAAGCUCCCGGUUUAGAAUCUACUAAUCCUGGAAUGAAAUCCUAGUUACGACCAUUUACAAAU
This is a messenger RNA of Penicillium brasilianum, 2515 nucleotides long. The record is from the annotation of a GenBank genome assembly. NCBI's taxonomy places the organism in Eukaryota, Fungi, Ascomycota, Eurotiomycetes, Eurotiales, Aspergillaceae.